Umbelopsis ramanniana AG is the source of this 1799-nucleotide messenger RNA. RefSeq lists its product as uncharacterized. The record is from RefSeq and is a predicted model, not a curated record. Gene Ontology annotation, cellular component: intracellular anatomical structure. The transcript has a single exon. Gene Ontology annotation, molecular function: NADP binding; FMN binding; NADPH dehydrogenase activity. Bases 351 to 1655 code for a protein of 434 amino acids. Lineage: Eukaryota; Fungi; Mucoromycota; Umbelopsidomycetes; Umbelopsidales; Umbelopsidaceae.
UUGUGACAGUCGAACCUGCAGCACCGAUUUGUCAUCCGUAAGGCAUCCUUUCCGAAGGACGUGUAGAGUAAAGUUUAGGAAGAAAGAAAAGGUGAAACCGCUGAACAGAACGUUUAUGUCAAAAGUCAAAACACUUUCUUAUUCCUAGUCAAUCAAACAUUGGCAAGACCGAAAGGCUAUGUUGAAGCCGGCAGAUCGAAAUUUCCGGACUGCCUAAAGUUUACUAAGCGUGCGGUUGGAGGACUCAAUUUUUAUUUGGAGGUGGCCAAUAUAAAAACUCACCGCUCGAUCUGAACCACCUCUUCAGAAACUCUCAACUCGCCAUUUGCCACAACCCAUCACCUAACACCAUGUCCCACUCUCAGCAGAAUGAAUGGACUCCCAUUAUGGAGACUAAGGUGCCAAUUGGUGCUCCGCAAGAAGCCACCAACAGCAAGCUCUUUAGUCCACUUACAAUCAAAAAUACCACUUUCCACAACCGUAUCGUGGUAUCGCCCAUGUGCAUGUACUCAUCCAAGGAUGGUAUGUUUGACUCUCAGUUUCAUAUGGCUCACUAUGGAUCGUUCGCUAUUCGUGGCCCAGGUUUGAUGUUCAUUGAAGCAAGUGGUGUCUUGCCAGAAGGCAGAAUUUCACCAGAAGACAUGGGCAUCUGGUCUCCCGCCCACCGUGAUGCCUUCAUUCCUAUCAUUGAGCUUUGCCACAAGACUGGAGUAAAGAUCGGUAUCCAACUCGCCCACGCCGGUCGUAAGGCGUCAACGUAUUCCAUGUUUAGACAAGGCACUUCGGCUGCAAAGCAAGGUGUGGACGAUGAACACGGUGGCUGGACACCAAAUGGUCCCUCCAGCAUUCCUUGGAAUGAACACUUCCGUGUCCCUCAUGAAAUGAGUGAAGAGGAAAUUGCAAAGGCUGUGGCUGCUUUUGGCCAAUCUGCAAAGUGGGCUGAUGAAGUUGGCUUUGAUGUGAUUGAACUUCACGGCGCCCACGGUUACCUGAUCAACUCGUUCUUAUCUCCACUCAGCAAUCACCGUACCGACAAAUAUGGAGGCUCGUUUGAAAACCGCAUUCGCUUCUUGUUGGAAAUUUUGGAAUCCGUUCAACAGAAUUGGCCAAAGGACAAGCCCUUGUUUGUUCGUAUCUCUGCCUCUGAGUGGCACAACAAUCCCGACGAAGAGUCAUGGGACUUGGAUCAAAGCAUUAAAUUAGCAGCCAUUUUGAAGGACAAGGGGGUAGAUUUGAUUGACUGCUCUUCUGGAGGUAACACUCCUACCCAAACAUUCAAACCUGCGAACCCCGAAGAUAUCAAGCUUGUUGAUGCUCCUGCUCCAGAAGGUUCGGAAGGCACCACCAUCAACCAUCAUACCUUUGGUAGUCUUCAAGCAGCCAAGCAAGAUGCAGAGAAGAUAAAGAACCCCAUGGUAAUGUUUCAACUACCUUUUGCUGCAGCCGUCAAGGAGAAGGUAGGAAUUUUGACGGGCGCAGUAGGCUUCAUCACUCAUCCCUAUCAAAUGGAGAGUAUCAUCCGAUCUAACAAAGCUGAUUUGGUGUUCAUGGCUCGCGAGUUUCUGCGUGACCCGAACCUUGUCUACAAUGCCGCCGAUCAGCUUGGUGUCAAGGUGCAGUGGCUGAGACAGCAUGAGCGUGGUCAAUACAUGUAGAAUAUUUUUUUCUAGAACACGCCUUGUAAAUAAGCGUGCAAAUUAGUCCUAUGGAUUUGUUGAAGAUGUACACCCGCGUCGUUAAUAAACAUACACCGGAAAGGCAUAUCAUUUUGUGCUCAAGCAAUCGAGAGGGAGAACUUG